Molecule: messenger RNA, 2589 nt
Organism: Aspergillus calidoustus
Lineage: Eukaryota; Fungi; Ascomycota; Eurotiomycetes; Eurotiales; Aspergillaceae
Source: the annotation of a GenBank genome assembly
AUGCUGGGCCACUCACGAUCACAUUCGCGACAGAGUCUCUACUCCAAGGCUUCGGCGCCUGUGGCGAGCUCCCCGAGUCGUCGACGUGUAACGAGGAGUCAGAGUCGCGAAGUUGAAGACCUUCGCGCAGCUUCUAGUUCCAAUGCGAUUCGCUCAUCUGGCAGAAAUGAUGGUUCGAAUAGGUGGGGACAAAACAAAACCCUUAACCCUGUGGUUGAAGAAUCUCCAGUUGGGACGCCGCAAAAGUCGGUCUCUCACUAUGCAAGUUCACGCUACAGUUCAGCCGUUCCAGACUACGCAGAUGAUGUGGCCAACAUUACGGGAACCACCCUUUUGCAAUCGGAACCCGAGUCUGAACCUGAACCUGAGAUGAUGCUGGAGGCACUUCCAGACCUUGAACGCACCGGGAGAAACCUGUUAGAUUACCUGGCUCCCAGCACCGCAAAUCCAGUAACCAUCGUCAACAAAGCCGAGGUGUUGAGCAACCCGGCGAACACCCAAAGCAAACACCUACGCUAUUUGACAUCCAAAUUCGCUGCAGAAUUCAGGCACUUUGGCAAUCAAACCUAUCUUGAGGUUGACGCUAUCGGUCGUGCGUUCAACACUGCUCUCGCAGGGCGACGAGGAUCUUUUCAGGACUGGGACCCAGACCCUGUCGUGCAUUUGGCCAAUUGUGUUCGAUUUGCGCACGAGAUACUAUUGGCAGGUCCUGGCCUGAAUUCCCGAAAAGAGGUGAUUCGACAUAUCGAAUCCUCGUUUCCUUUGCCUUUUAUGAGUGGGUUAGUCGCUGAAGGGCAGGAGAAACAUCCCGGGGAAAGUUCUCUGCAAAAUGACACCUUUCAUCUCGCUCUCGACAUUCGAACUCAGUCCCUGAUACUACAUUUGGAAGAGCACCAGGAUGAACCUGAAUUCAACGCCAAGCAUGCUGUUAGGCGGUUCUUUUUCAGAGGGUCGUCCCGGAAAACGUUUCGGGGGUUUAAUCUGCCAGGUUUUGGUAGUUCGAAGGGCACUCUUCCAGACAAUUACGCAGGCACUGUUCAGGAUCGCUACAACGAGAUCCUCCUUGCGGAGAUUGGUGAGGGUGGGUUUGAAGUUGGUAAUCUGAAGGGUGCGCAUCCAUGGCGGAGUUUUGCCAUGCGCACAGCCAUAUGGGUUCGUAAAAGAGUCGAGGAGAUUGAUGGAGAGCUCAAAAAGCGAAUGAGCGCGAAAGCCGUGCACGACGCUUUUUUCACAUCGAAGCAUCCUAGUUUCGCCAGUACGUUGGAAGGCCCCGAAAGUGAACCAAAUGGCGAAUUGGAGGAAGUUGUUCAACAUGUCCCGCAACAAGAGAUAUUCGAGGGGGAAACUACCCUGCAGGUAGAGGUAGAGCCGCAACAAGAGCAAAGACCAGAACCGCGACCGGAGCGGAGACGGUCCUCGAAAGGGACCUACUUGGACCCCAUAUCUAUAGGGCGUAUGAAGGAGAGAUUAGAGCGUCUUCGUUCUGUAUCUGAAGCUUCAGGCUCAGUCAACCGCCGACAAUCCGACAUUGUUCCCCCAGUGUCUCAAAAGGAACGCGAGCCCGACCGCCGAAAAACUUCUACACUUUUGCCCGCAAGCCAGUCGAAGCAACCUGCUGCGGCUCCGGAAACUCGGGCGCUCUCUUUCGAGUCAUCUUUAUUUGUAGCACAAGAAACGGGGGAACACGAAGAACUUGAAGAACCCGACAUCAGCUUGGGCGAGGAUUUGACUCUCGACGGUGGAAAUGAGGGAAGAGAUAUAGAGAGAUCGGACAGCCCGCCAGUUGCUAGAAGCACACCAUCCUCGCGCCCGCAACCAAUGUCCAACCCAAAGACGUUGACCGAACGUAUAUGGGAUGUAGUCAAAGGUGGUACAAUUACGCAACCUGCUCCAGGACCAGCUCGGAGCUCAACUGCACGAUUCAUCGACCGCCAGGAGACUGCCGAACGGGUUUCUCCGAUAAGCCAGCGCGACUCACAAAAUGCCGUUAGACGAGUUGAAGAGCGUGUGUCUCGAAAGCGUGCUCGAGUACCUCCCGAGGCAGAAACCUCCACCGAUGAUGACUUUGAUGCUGAUGAACGUGACGUGGAUCUCGAACGUCGGCGAGCUGAGAAGCCACAACAGGGAAGCAAGCGACGACGCGUUGUAGAAGAAGAUGCGGAUGAAGAAGGCGAUCAUGAAGUUGCCAACACCAACACCAAUGCCAGCCGCGACGAGGAAGACGAGGUUGAAUCUCCACGCCGCCCAGAUGCAAGAGUGCGCCCCGCCCAUAUUCGUACCUUACCAAGGAAAUCCCUGGGCUCAAGAGUUUUCUGGACGGAAGCGGAGGACAACCGUCUUAUGCGGCUGAUGAGGGAAUAUGGCACAAGCUGGGCGGUGAUCGUACGGCAAAACGAGGCUCAGCCGGUCCAAGAAGGUGAAGUGCGAAUUGAGGGACGAGACCAGGUGAAGUUUAAGGAUCGCGCCCGGAAUAUCAAGGUCAAGCUCUAUCGAGAAGGGUUACCGGUGCCCGAUUACUUCGAGAAUGUGACGAUUAAAGAAAGCGACCGGAAGAAGCUUAGGGAGCUGGGGAUUACAUUCCCGCGAUGA